This is a messenger RNA of Cucurbita moschata (crookneck pumpkin), 858 nucleotides long. RefSeq lists its product as uncharacterized. The record is from RefSeq and is a predicted model, not a curated record. Gene Ontology annotation, biological process: abscisic acid-activated signaling pathway; defense response. The coding region runs from base 135 to 590 and encodes 151 amino acids. Lineage: Eukaryota; Viridiplantae; Streptophyta; Magnoliopsida; Cucurbitales; Cucurbitaceae. Gene Ontology annotation, molecular function: abscisic acid binding; signaling receptor activity; protein phosphatase inhibitor activity. The transcript has 3 exons. Gene Ontology annotation, cellular component: cytoplasm; nucleus.
AUAGUUCUGAAGGGGGUAACCUUAAAGAUGGGGAGUCUGCAUGAACAUUAAUGUAGUUUGUUAUCUGAACUGCGUAGACAGCAGCAAAGGUAAGCAGAAAGCCAAAAACCAGGUGGUCACAUAGAGACGAAGAAAUGAGGAGCAUGAAAGGAGAGGUGUCAUUGAACCUGCCCGCCGAGAAAGCAUGGCAGAUGUACAGAGACAACGAGGUUAUCAGUAAAAUCAAUCCUGAGCUGCUUUCUCGAGCUGAAUAUGUUCAAGGAGAUGGUGGCCCUGGAACUCUCAGGCUCUUCAAGCUUGGCCCUGCCUUGAGAAGCUACGUGGGGGAGUCGGUGGAGAAGAUAGAGAAGGUGGAGACAGGUCGAUCAGUGAGCUACGACGUGGUGGGAGGAGAGCUAAUGAAGAUGUAUAAUCCGUACAAAGUGACCUUCACAUUCACUCCAGUGGAAGGAAAAGAGACGGAAAUGUGCACCGCUCAGUGGCAAGCUGAAUACGAGCCACUGUCUCCCACCAUCCCUCCACCGGACAAGGCUAGGGAUGCUGCCUUGCGGUUCCUCCAGUGCUUUGACAAGUUUGACCUCAGCUUCUAGAGCCCUCAACACAAUCCUUCCUCUAUAUUUCAGUGUAUGGAAUAAGUUUGGAAAGGGUAGAGCAGUCCAUGCUCUCUCUCUCUCUCUCUCUCUCUCUCUGUCUUGUGAAAAUCUAGUUGGGUCAUGUCAAUCUUGUGUGAGAAACUUCUCUAGUUCUGGAUUAGGUGCCAUCGCUGAAUUUAUGUAUGUGAUGUUAACGAAGUGCAAAGCCCAACGGGGAUGUCAAGAACAAUAUCGCAGUACUAUCUGGUUGGGUGACUUUUAGGCA